GUCCCUUAAUUGAUAGACGGAUAUGUCAUCUUCGCCAUAAGUGACGUAAGUAUGCCCAACUUAUUAAUUUACUUUAAUCAAAUUAAUACACAUGUCAAUAUGAAAUUGUAAUCAAAAUUUCUAUACUACUAAUAUAAAUGACAAAUACAUUACGAUACAUUUUUGAGUAGUUAUUAUUACAUUGGUAAUAUAUACCCUGGUUCCUUAACACCAACACAAUAUAUGUUUCACUUUAUUCACUUAUCAUGUAUUUGUGUGUGUGUGUGUGUGGGUGUGUGCGUGCGUGCGUGCACAGUUACUUAAUACACCUUCUAUCUUUUAGACGAAUAGUCAAGUGUUUUCAUUGAAACAAUAAUAACAUGCGAAAGAUUAGUUUUAUUGAUUUUAGCACCAUGAGUCAAAAAACACGUAGUUUUUUUAUUGGUUAUUUAAAAAUGGUGCAAAACUUACUUAAAGUUGAUAUUUCAUUUAAAAUUUUUUUAUAAUGGUAAAAAUUAUAUACUACUUAAACCAUGCAAAAGUCUAAAAUAACUAAUCGAUUAUGUAGACUACCUGGUCGUUUAGAUGGGAAAUUAGUGAUUGUAACUGGUGCUAAUAUUGGUUGUGGAUUAGAAUUAAGCGGUGAAUUAGCACGUCGUGGAUGUAUUGUAAUUAUGGCUUGUCGAGAUUUAGAAAAAGGAUUUUUAGGAAAAGAAAUACUACUUGAUCGAUUUGGCGAUCGUAGUCAAGAGAAAUGGAGAAAAUCACCAGCUGGUUCUGGUGUUGAACCAUUUCUUGAAGUUGUUAAAACAUCACAGUUAAUUGUUGAACAUUUGGAUUUAGCUUGUUUAGAGUCAAUUCGUCAUUUUGCUAAAAAGAUUCAACAUCAAUAUACACGAUUAGAUAUAUUGAUACAUAAUGCUGGUAUGAUGGCUACUAGUUAUAUGGAAACACAUGAUGGAUUUGAAUUACAAAUGGGUGUUAAUCAUUUAGGUCCUGUAUUAUUAACUGAAUUAUUAUUACCAUUAUUAUAUAAUGGUGCACCAUCACGUGUGAUUGUUAUUGCAUCGAAUCUUUAUCAACAAGGUGAUAUUGAUGUGAAUAAUUUAAAUUUACGCGGUGAACAAUAUGGACCAUUUAAAGCAUAUAAUCAAUCAAAAUUAGCUAAUGUAUUAUAUGUACGUGAAUUAGCUAAACAUUUAGAUGGUUUAAAAGUUAUACCAAUGGCUGUACAUCCUGGUGCAGUACGAACAGAAAUAUCAAAUACAGGAGAUCAUCGAUAUCAGUUAUUUCUACGUGCUGUUGGUAUAAGUCCAUGGGAAGGUGCACAAACUGCAUUAUAUUGUACAUUAAUUAAUGAUCCAGUACCUGGUGGUUAUUAUUCAAAUUGUGAAAGAGAAGAAUUAACUGAAAAAGCAUUAAAUGAAACACUUAGUAGAAAAUUAUGGGAUGCAUCACGUGAAUUGGUUGGUUUACCACCAAAUUUAUUAAAUUUACCAUGAUAAAAAAAGAAGAAAUAAAGAAAAAUAAUUUUCAUGAAUUUUUCUCUUUUUUUUUUCUUUUUCUUCUUAACAUUUUAUAUUGGUUGCUAUGGAUUCAAAAAAAAAUUUUUUUCUAUUUUUACUUACUAUGUAUUCGCAACUUUACAUCACCACCACCACCACCACCAAUAAUAAUAAAAUAUGAUAUAAUAAUUAUUGAUUUUUAGUUAUCUUAUUAGUAUAAGUGUAUAUUUCAUUAUUGUCGUCUUCAUCGGUUAUUACUUUCAUUAUUAUUGAUUAUCAAUAAUAAUAAUUUUAUAAUGAUCAUAUUGAUUUAUUUAUAUUCAUUAAUAAUUGACAAUAUUCAAUGGUGAAGUUGAUGAUUGGUUCAAUGUAUCAAUUGAAGUUUAUGAGUUGCUAUGGUAACUAUUAUUAUUAUUAUUAUGAUUGAUAAGUGAUAUAAUAAAGGAAUUCCUUUUUCUUUUCUUUUUUUUUUAUUUAUUUAUUUAUUAAUUCUACUCUUUAAAAUUAACAUUUUUCUUUAAAGAAAAAAAAGAAAUUCACUAUAAUUAAAUGAAUUUGAAUAAAGUAACCUUUAUUUAUUUGAGGUUGAUAGUGAAUGUAGUGUAUAAGUGAGAAUGUUUUUGUUUGAAUAAAUAAGAAGAAUGUAAAUAGUAUAAAGACAACAAAAAAAAAUCAAUCAAUAUAAUUAAACUUAAAUAAUCAACAUUAAAAACAAUGAAAUUACAAAAUGAUUAAAUAUUGUCAUUAUUAGAUUAUAUAUCUGAAUUUAUACAGAUUUUAUUUGCUAUGAUAAGUCAGUCAGUCAGUCAGUCAGUCA
Messenger RNA from Schistosoma rodhaini, 2301 nucleotides. The record is from the annotation of a GenBank genome assembly. Lineage: Eukaryota; Metazoa; Platyhelminthes; Trematoda; Strigeidida; Schistosomatidae.